Messenger RNA from Botrytis cinerea B05.10, 2566 nucleotides. RefSeq lists its product as hypothetical. The transcript is spliced from 2 exons. NCBI's taxonomy places the organism in Eukaryota, Fungi, Ascomycota, Leotiomycetes, Helotiales, Sclerotiniaceae. Bases 162 to 2261 code for a protein of 699 amino acids. The record is from RefSeq and is a predicted model, not a curated record.
GGCCGGCAUUCUUCGUUUCUUUGAAGAACGCUUCAUGAUUGUCCUUCAUUCUCUUUUCUUUUGUUACAUACAAACCUCGAUUGUCGUUGCGAUUUUGCAAUAUCGUGAAAUUCCAACCUAAAUGCUACACAUAUUGUAAUUGUCUAAUCAUCUUCAUCAUUAUGUCGUUCCUACGAAAUCGAACCAAUUUCAAGAAUCUUGAUGAUGUGGACGACGAGGACAGACUUCCUGGCGAGGCCGACAAAAAUGUUUUAUUUCAAACAACAGGAGCAACCCUCCGGAAUGCACCGCGACUAGUUGGCAGUCAAAUAGUGAACCGAAAAUUAAUCCAAGAACGGAGAAAUAAAGCCCGAGAUGCAUUGUUGGCGGUGCGAGAGGAGGGUGAUAAAUCGAAAGGACUUACACUGCUCAAUGACCUAACCAGCAAUCCAGUUACAGACAUGGUUCCUGCAAGUGCAGCAUCUCAAGCAGUGAACAAGUCUAAGGUUCUUCCUCCGGUAGCAAAAGAGGCAUUGGCCGAAGUUGACAGCCCAAGUGCGAAGAAUCAAAUGCCGUCCAGAGUAUCAAGAUGGUUUGGGAGAGCUCAGUCACGACCUACUACCGUGGCCGACUUCAGACACUUCAUGCCUCUUCAACUUGAGCAUCCUCCACAUCCGCAAGGAGAUCGCAGUAAUGCCUGGUUUAAGGAUGAGUAUGCAAAUUUGUAUAUAGCGAUAGUUAAUUUUGCUACAGUAUUUUUUGGGUUUCAAGAAUUACAGUCAGAGUUUCACGAACCCUGGGCUAUUAGGAUGCCGGAGGAGUUCUACAGAUAUGUGGAACUUGUUGCUGAGCCAGAUACUGUAGUUGGGGGAUGGGAUGAGAUAUUGAUCGAUACGAGUACAAGAAAAUACCUCAUUGUCGGUAUUAUUGUAAAGAUAUUAGAGGCCAGGGUUUUUGCGUCGGUUCUAUGGGGAAAUACCAAAGAGGGGGAAGAAUUUCUUCAUGGUUUGGAUCGUGCACUUCUCGAUAGUGAAGGCUACAGCCGUCAGGAACUUCGCUGCAAAUCUAUUCGCACUCUCAUGGGCGGAGCAUCUCUAACCCCCAAUUUCCACAAAGAUUGCACAAAUCUGACCGCCCAAGUGUUACUCCUGCUCAUGCCUCUCUUUAACUACCUCACGCUUCUUCCUGCUCGUCCUGAAACCGUCGUCCCCAAAGCUACAGCCCUUUACCAAUCCCUCCACAACAUACUAUCCAGCGCCGCUUACCUAUCCAUCUGCAUCCGCAUCUCGCCAACCAUCAUGCACACCGUCUCUCUCAUCCCCGGCACUGCUUACAAGCCCGAAGAACACACCUCCAUUUUCCAAAACUCCUGGACCUUAUCCAAGACUAUCGUUCAAAACAACUGGCAACGAGAUGGUGAAGAAUUGGAAGCCGAACGCGCAAGAGCCGAAGGCUAUGUACUCGGCUACAAAAAUGCUGGCGUUGGACGCAUUGAAUCAAAUGCCGGCUUACGUGCUCUUCGUCGCUUACAAGAUGUGCAGAAGAAAUUGGCAGAUCAUAAACCUCCCGGUUACACGCACCAGGCAAGUGUGAAAAUUGCAAUAUGGCCCAUUACGAAGAGAUACUGGGCGGGAAAUUCAAAGCCGGGUGGUGAUAUGGAUGGACAGAGUGUAUUUGACGUUACGACUGCGGGAGCGAUAUUUUAUUACAAAGAAAAAGAUAGACCCGUCGAACCGCUUCUUGAAUUCGUAGCGCAGAAAAAAAAGAAAUUGGGUAGGAGAUAUAGAAGAGCUAAAGAUCUUUUGGCAGUUUUGGGCUUGUUAUCUCUAGGCGCCCUUGCGGUUCUCUUGUAUGUGUUUGGGGGGGCAGCAUUGGUAGCUUGGCUUACAAGUUUCGUCGUUGCGAUCACGGAGUUUUUGAAAGAGUCAAUGGCGAGGGGAAGGGAAACGGCUUCUAGUGCUUACCAAUAUACUGUAAGAGAGGGCUUUGAAAAGGGUGCUUCGAAGGCUGAGGGUUUCGCUGGUGAUACAUAUAGUAAAUUGACGGCAAAAGCUAAAGACGGUAUGAAAGGUGGCUACGAUGCAUAUGCUUCCGGGAAAUCGCAGGCGGAAGAUGCCAUUGGGGAUGCGGCUUCAAAGGCUAAAAGCGCAGCGGGAGUAUACGCGCAAGUGACGGAGAAAGUGAGAGAUGCGACCGAAAGUGCCGGAGAAAAAAUUACAUCAAAGGCGAAAAGCAAAGCUAGGAUUGUUAGCGAGAGGGUAACGUCGAAGGCUGCGACAUGAGUCUAAGGAAUACCUUCGGCAGCGGGAGCGACGCGUCAAGCGCCAGAGAAGAAUCCUAAGUUAAAGGAAGAAGCGUCUACGAGAGAGGGAAUGAGGAAUUUGUAACGAUACGAUACGAUACGAUGGAUUUGGAUUUCUUUUCUGUUGUUUUGAUUUUUUCGCUAUCGGUAGUUGGUCAGUUAGUUAGUUGAUUUAUCGAGUAACUUAUGUGUUUUGGAUUGAAAUGUUUUGUUUGUAGUUUCUGGAUAUAGAUGGUGAUUGUGUUACUUGGGCGGGUAUGAAUACGUUGGUUCUGUAUCUGGAUA